This is a messenger RNA of Hyaloscypha bicolor E, 1049 nucleotides long. Its product is annotated as alpha/beta-hydrolase. The record is from RefSeq and is a predicted model, not a curated record. Lineage: Eukaryota; Fungi; Ascomycota; Leotiomycetes; Helotiales; Hyaloscyphaceae. The transcript has a single exon. The coding region runs from base 13 to 996 and encodes 327 amino acids.
AAACGAUCUAAGAUGUCCAGAUCGUCCCCGGAUAUCAAUUGGAACAAAGGCGCACACCAAGGUACCGUGUCAAUUGGCACUCACAAGCUUGCCCUCGAUGUUAGUGGGCCAGAUCGCAUCGUGGGUCAGCCCGUUAUCCUCAUCAUGCAUGGUCUCACAGGCACAAUGACCCAAUGGCCCGCCGCAAGAAGACUCAUCUCAUCAUUUGCUCGAGUUGUCGACUACGAUCGAAGUGGUCUCGGCCUGAGCGAAGAAGGACCAGACCAUCCGACAGGUCUGUCUGCGGCACGUGAGUUGUCAGCGCUCCUCAAAGCAGCCAACAUUGAGCCCCCGUUCAUCACACUUGCCCACUCGUGGGGCACUAUUCUCAGUCUCGAGUUCAUGAACAUGCGCCCUCAAGAAAUUUCUGGCAUGGUAUUCUCAGAUGGAACAGCGCCCGGAUUUUGGAGUGUGCUUCCAAUGUUUCCCACCUUGCCGGAGGCGAAAGCAGUGAUUGAGGGACUUGAUUACUGGGACGCUGUAGGCAUCACAACUGAGACAAAGCUCACCCCCGAUGAGUGGGAAGCCUUUCUGAAGGAGGGAAGGGAAAAUGAGAUGCACAAACGGCAGGCUGCGAAGGAAUUUGAAUUCAUGGACAAGACAUUUGUUGAAGUAGAGAAGAAGGAUUUGUUCAAGCAGACUCCGCCAAAGCUGGGAAAUCGGCCAGUUUGUGUCAUUAAAGGCAACCACGCAACGAGAGACAUACAACGGCUUUAUGAGAAGGGAGUUGAACGCGGCAACGGGACUGAAGAGGAGAGGAAGAAAGUGAGGGACAUGAUCGGACUUUGGGUUGACAAAGAGAAGGGAUUUCACGAGCUGUUUCUCAAGCUCUCCACAAAAAAUCACUGGAUUGAUGCUACGGAAAGCGGUCAUUGGCCGCACCAAACCGAGCCGGAAUUGGUUGCUGAAGGUGUUCGUUGGGUAUUGAAGAACCUCGACUUAAAAUCACACUUCUGAGCUGUCAAACUUGCAUGACAACAAGGACUUAAUGAAAAUAAUUGAAAAUCUUG